AUGGCGUUCCGUGCUCGAAUUGAAGAGGACCUGCGCUAUUUGAUUGACUCUUUACCACCGGCCAACCGCUUGUACCAGAAUGAAGACGGCACACCACGCCAGCCAAGUGACUUGGAACUGCACAAGCUGGCACACCUGAGUGCCUUGAACGAGCAGCGUACGUUGAAGUUCUGGGAAUGGUUUACCAUUGGCGAAAAGGAGGGGAAACUGUACAAGAGCAACACCGAUGACAUUGCGAGACUCCUUCCAUCUGACUCCAACGGUGCUCAGGGAGAUAUUGUUGAUAAGGUUCCUUUCGAGGACAAGAACGGCAACAUCCAGUGGAAGUUUGUUCGUGAGAAUGAAGAGGAAGGAUGGGAGAAGCUGUCCUACUACUUGUUAUUACCAGCUUUGGCUGGGCUUGUGGGUAUCCAUCUCUUUAAGGAGGACACCGGUGUUGACCAGUGGGCUCUGGAGGAGUUGAAGCGGAGAGCUGGCCAAGGUGCCGAGCUGAAGGAUGAGGAGAUUGUUGAGAAGAUUCUUUCUGGUGAAUAUGACAAGCUUUUGGAGCUCAAGAAGAAGCUCUGAAUCGGGGUUUUGAAGGAGUCUCGUUCCGCUUAUUUAUAUCACUAUAUCUAUAUUUAUUGAGUAUAUAUAUACAUUACACCUAUUUAUUAUUUAUUGAAUCCUCUCCGUGGUUGGAAUACACACG
Messenger RNA from Williopsis jadinii, 691 nucleotides. RefSeq lists its product as uncharacterized. The record is from RefSeq and is a predicted model, not a curated record. Bases 1 to 567 code for a protein of 188 amino acids. NCBI's taxonomy places the organism in Eukaryota, Fungi, Ascomycota, Saccharomycetes, Phaffomycetales, Wickerhamomycetaceae. The transcript has a single exon.